This is a messenger RNA of Polistes dominula (European paper wasp), 3116 nucleotides long. RefSeq names its product calpain-7. The record is from RefSeq and is a predicted model, not a curated record. Gene Ontology annotation, molecular function: calcium-dependent cysteine-type endopeptidase activity. NCBI's taxonomy places the organism in Eukaryota, Metazoa, Arthropoda, Insecta, Hymenoptera, Vespidae. Gene Ontology annotation, biological process: proteolysis.
UUAAGUUUAAGUUACGCCAUGCACAACUACCAGAGUGCCAAACGUUUGAAAAGAAUUCAAAUCAUUCUUUAAUAUUUGUGAUAAAACAGCAAUAAUAAUGGUAUUUGGUGGUCCAAUUAUCUAUUGUAUUUGAUAUCAUUAGGUAAAAGUGUUUGUGUUUAUAAAUUCUAUCAAAACAAUAUAUAUAUAUAUAUACAUACAUAACCUAUAAAGAGCAUUAAUUAUUUUAAUCAUUAAAUGAGACUGGGAAGAAUUGUCAUUCUCUUCUUUGUUGGUGUUAUGUGAAAUAAUUUUAGUGAAAUUCAAUAUUGCGAUAAUAAAUAAUAAAAUGGCUAACAUACCAGAAAGUGCAUUAGUUGCUGCUCAAAGAGCUGUACAAUUUGAUAGAAAUGGACAAUAUAAACAAGCUCUAUAUUAUUAUGAUAUAGCAGUAAAAUCUCUUGAUGGAUUAUCAUUAAAUGUUGCAUAUGAACAGAAGAUUGCAGAUUAUCGAGAAAGAAUAUCUGCAAUUCAACAAUUAAUUAAUGUGAAAGAUGAAACACAUGAUACUAUUAGUCAACAAAAGUCUGAUCUUCAUAGAUGUGAAUUUUUGAUGAGUCAAGCACUUGAUGCUGAUGAAGCAGGUGUCAAAGAUGUUGCUAUGAAAUUAUACACGGACGCUGCUGAAUUGGGUCUUAGUAUAAAAGUAACUACUUCGGAAAUAAAAAUAAAGUUAAAUAAUUUAAUCCGACUUGCUCUUGAAAGAGCUGAAUCUUUAAAAGGUAUUAAACAACAAAAUGAUAAUAAUGAUGAUGAUGAUCAAGAUGAUAUCAUUAAAUCUCUUCAAAAUUUACAACCUGUUCCUAAUGAUGAUCCUUCAGAUACACUUCCAUCGUUACAAUCUUCUACUACAAAUGCAAAUACAUUUUUAGGACAUCAAACAAGACCCUCAUUGCACCGUGGUAAUAGUGCACAUCUUAAAAUAGCAGGUGGUAGUACUACUUAUACAGAUGAGGAAAAAAAAGUUUUACUUCAUAGUUCUCAUAUAAAUGAUAAAGAAUUUGUACCUUUUAUGGAUGUUGAUUUAUUAGAGAGAUUUCAAUAUGCUAUACCAUUUACUGAUAAAGAUGGAUUAUUGGCAUUAGCUCCUAAACAAAAAGCAUCUUUUGCAAGAUGGUGUCGACCAGAAGAAUUAUAUUCUGAACCUAAGAUGUUGAUGGGACGUUAUGUUAGCUAUUACAGCAUUCAACAAACUGUCAUAUCUGAUUGUUCAUUUGUGGCUUCUCUUGCUGUCAGUGCUCAAUACGAAAAGAGAUUUGGUCGCAGACUUAUCACAUCUAUUAUUUAUCCAAAAAAUAGGAAUAACGAACCAGUUUACAAUCCAUUUGGGAAGUAUAUGGUGAAAUUACACAUUAAUGGUAUUCCUCGUAAAGUAAUAAUAGAUGAUUUGUUACCUGUAAAUCGACACAAUCAAUUACUUUGCUCAUACUCUAACAAUCGUGGUGAACUGUGGGUUUCUUUAUUAGAGAAAGCAUAUAUGAAAGUAAUGGGUGGUUAUGAUUUUCCUGGAUCUGGUAGUAAUAUUGAUUUGCAUGCCUUGACUGGUUGGAUACCUGAAAGGUAUGCUAUCAAACCAGAUGAUCCAGAUUUUAAUAAAGAUGGUUUCUUUGAAACUCUAAGAUUGAGAUUACAUAAGGGUGACAUGCUUGUCACAGUUGGUACUGGACAACUGUCAGAUGUUGAAGCGGAGAGAGCAGGUCUUGUGCCUACUCAUGCUUAUGCAGUAUUAGAUGUUAGAGAAAUAAAUGGAGUUAGACUUUUUCAAUUGAAAAAUCCAUGGUCUUAUUUGAGAUGGAAAGGAAAUUACUCUGAAUUAGAUACAAAUCAUUGGACUCGUGAGUUAAAAGAAUUAUUGAAUUAUGAUCCAGAUUCUGCAUCACAAUUGGAUAACGGAGUAUUUUGGAUUGACUAUGACAGCAUAUGUCAAUUUUUUGUUGUCUUUCUUAUUAAUUGGAAUCCUGGUUUAUUCAAUUAUACUUACUGUAUUCAUCAGAUGUGGAAUGCCGGAAUAGGCCCAGUAAAAGACGUAUAUAAUAUAGGCGAUAAUCCACAAUUUUUACUUGAAGUGCAAAGUAAUACUACAGGAGCAGUAUGGAUUCUCUUGACAAGACAUAUUACUGAUAUAGCUGAUUUUCGAGAAAAUAAAGAAUACAUCACAGUAUUAGUAUACCGGAAUAAUGGCAAAAGAGUGUAUUAUCCAGAUGAUCCUCCGCCAUAUAUUCAAGGAAUAAGGAUAAAUAGUCCACAUUAUCUUUGUAAAAUAAAAUUAGAAAAUGACAGUGAUACGCGUUAUACUUUAGUUAUAUCACAAUAUGAAAAAACGCAAACGAUAUAUUACACUUUACGUGCAUAUGCAACAUGUCCUUUUAAAUUAUGGCAAAUACCUCAGUUAUACAAAUGUGAAAAAGAGAUUACAGAUGGUCAAUGGAAAGGGAUUUCAGCAGGGGGAUGUUCCAAUCACGCAACUUAUCCCAAUAAUCCGCAUUAUCAACUUGAUCUAGAAAGUUCUAAGGAUAAUAAUUAUGUAUUGAUUAUUUUAAAAGGACCUAAGGAAUAUCAAAUAGGUUUUGACAUUGUUACAGUUACUGUUAAUAAUUCAAAUGCAGAGGUGUUUAAAUCCAAAAAUUCUGGUUCAUUUCGGCCAGGAUUUGCUUAUCUAGAAUUAGAAAAAGUACCAGCUGGAAUGUAUCAUAUUAUUCCAUCGACAUACUUGCCAGGACAAGAAGGCCCAUUCUUUUUGAUAUGUAAAUCAUCUUGUAAUUUACUUCUUCGACGAAUUCAGUGAUGUCAUGAUGAAAAUAUCUUCUUUGAAAAAUAGAUCUUAUUCUGUUUUUAUUUAAACUUGUUCAUUGAUAGAUACUGAUAAUGAUGUUACAAUCGUACUAAUGCUUAAAAAAUAAGCAAUAAUUUCACUGCACAACUCUAUUUAGUUUAUUUGCUUGCAUUAAAUUAAUGGCAUGUCUAAUGUUAUAAAAAAAAAAAAAAAAAAUAAAAUAAGAAAGAAAUAGUAUAAGAACAGUGUAUAGUAAAAUACCUUAGUUUUACAAUUCAAAGUACAAAUAAAAAUAACAAGAAUA